This is a messenger RNA of Neurospora tetrasperma FGSC 2508, 708 nucleotides long. RefSeq lists its product as uncharacterized. The transcript has 2 exons. NCBI's taxonomy places the organism in Eukaryota, Fungi, Ascomycota, Sordariomycetes, Sordariales, Sordariaceae. The record is from RefSeq and is a predicted model, not a curated record. The annotation marks the transcript as partial.
CUCUGGGAGCGUGCCUAUAACGAGCUUAAACAAGAAGAAGUCAAAUUGGUGGACGCAUAUGAGAAGAUACUGUCCCGACAGCUACAAAAUGGCUCCAACUCAAUGGUGCUUGAGUCUCAGCCGAACAUCAUCGCCCAAAGCAACUCGGACAGGCGCCGCCAAAUGACUCAGCUUAUCAAUGCCGGUCUAGCCAAGACUGAAAGAGAGGCUAAAGUGAAAGAGAGCUGUGGCGAAGUCGUGGACGUUGUUCUAUCCGUUAAGAACAUUGUAAGUGCGGCAAUCCAGGCCGUGCCCCAAGCCGCGUUCGCUUGGACCGGCAUUUGUAUCGUUUUAGAGAUAUUCAUCAAUCCUAUAAAAGCGACCAAAGCCAACCGCGAAGGGAUCGACUACGUUGUUAAGAGAAUGAAGUGGUACUGGAGCUUGUCGAAUAGCCUUCUCAAGGAUCCUACCAACAAUAUCAGCGAACUCUCUGGAAUUAGAGGCGAAUUGGAGAUCCAAAUUGUUGACCUCUACAAAGCACUCCUCUCUUACCAGAUUAAGAGUGUUUGUGCUUAUUAUCGCCACCGAGGCCUAAUCUUUCUGCGAGAUAUGAUCAGGCUUGAUGACUGGAAAGCUGAUUUGGGGGCUAUCCGAGAGGCCGAGAACUGCUUCCAAAACGACGACCAAACAUACAACAAUCACGCCCAAACAUACAACAAUCAGCAACUG